Messenger RNA from Brenthis ino (lesser marbled fritillary), 1509 nucleotides. Lineage: Eukaryota; Metazoa; Arthropoda; Insecta; Lepidoptera; Nymphalidae. The record is from the annotation of a GenBank genome assembly.
AUGGAGUAUAUAUCACCAGAAAGUGACCUAAAUCCAAGUGAUGCUCGAAUAUUAUGUUGUCAAUGUGCAGUGCCUAUAGAACCAAAUCCUUCUAAUAUGUGUAUUGCUUGUUUGAGAACUCAUGUGGAUAUCACUGAUGGUAUCCCAAAACAAGUAACUUUAUUCUUUUGUCGGGGUUGUGAAAGAUACUUACAACCUCCAAAUGAAUGGUUGGUGUGUGCACUAGAAUCACGUGAAUUACUUGCUUUAUGUCUAAAACGGCUCAAAGCUCUUAAUAGAGUGAAGCUGGUUAAUGCUGUAUUUGAUUGGACUGAGCCACAUUCUAAAAGAAUUAAAGUUUCUCUGACAGUACAAGGGGAAGUUAUGGGAGGAGCGGUACUUCAGCAAUCAUUCUUGGUUGAAUAUGUUAUUCAGCAUCAAAUGUGUGAUGCGUGCCAUCGCUCGGAAGCGCAGGACUAUUGGCGUGCACUAGUGCAAGUUAGGCAAAGAGCAAAUAACAGAAAGACCUUUUACUAUUUGGAACAGUUGAUAUUGAAACAUAAAGCACAUGCUAACACACUUGGGAUCAAGCCUAAGCAUGAUGGUUUGGACUUCUUCUAUGCCACUGAAAGUCAUGCAAGAAAGAUGGUUGAUUUUAUCCAAUCAGUUUUACCAAUUAAGUGCCAGCAUUCCAAAAAACUUAUAUCGCACGACAUUCACAGCAAUAUUUACAAUUACAAAUUUACCUUUAGUGUGGAAAUAGUGCCAUUGUCAAAAGACAGUAUUGUUUGCUUGCCAAAGAAAUUGACUCAAAAUCUUGGUUCGAUAUCUCCUAUUUGCUUAGUGCAGAGAGUAACAAGUGCAAUACAUUUGAUUGAUGCAUACACAGGACAAGUUUGUGACCUAUCUUCAACUCAGUAUUGGCGUUAUCCAUUCAACGCCAUAUGCAAUCCAAAGCAGCUUGUUGAAUACAUUGUUAUGGACAUUGAUAUAUUGAAAGAACAUGAAAAGAAAACAUUCCCUGGUCAAGGUAUGGUCUCGAACAAGCACGUUCUAGCUGACGUGUGGGUUGUGAAAGCGAGCGAGCUAGGCUUGGACAGCAAUCCUGUUCACACUAAAACUCAUUUAGGCCACAUAUUGAAACCCGGGGACAGUGUUUUAGGAUACAAUUUGGCGGAAUCCAACGUGAAUGACGUGAAUUUGGACAAAUUAGACCGCAGUGUUGUACCUGAUGUGUAUUUGGUGAAGAAGUUCUAUGGAGAGAAGGCGGCUAGAAGGCGCGCUAGAGGAUGGAAACUACGACACAUGAAUGAAGACGUCGUACAGUUUAGUUCUACUACUGAUGACGAUUACAACGACUUCUUGGACGAUUUAGAAGAGGACCCAGCUCUAAGGCAGAACAUCAAUAUUUUCAAGGACGAAAACAAAAUACCCAUAGACACUGAUGAAAUAGACCCGUCUCUGCCAAGAAUUACUUUGGCCGAAAUGUUAGACGAUUUGGUCAUUGAAGAUGUUGAUAUGACAGAAGUU